This is a messenger RNA of Pseudogymnoascus verrucosus, 1107 nucleotides long. RefSeq lists its product as uncharacterized. The transcript has a single exon. The record is from RefSeq and is a predicted model, not a curated record. The coding region runs from base 1 to 1107 and encodes 368 amino acids. Lineage: Eukaryota; Fungi; Ascomycota; Leotiomycetes; Thelebolales; Thelebolaceae. Gene Ontology annotation, molecular function: oxidoreductase activity.
AUGUUUGAUAGGUCAAGAAAUGUGGUAGAUUUGACUCGGCAGUCACCACCAAUCGACCUGUCUCAGCCUUACGACCCUGACUGGGUGUCUGGCAAGACAAUUCUGAUUACUGGUGGUGCAUCAGGGUUCGGCGAGCAUUUCUUCAGGAAGUGGGCAUCACACGGCGCAAAUGUCAUCAUUGGGGAUAUCAACGACAAAAAGGGGAUAUCACUUGUCGAGGAGAUUCGGGCUUCGACAGGCAAUAAAAACCAUCACUAUAUCCACUGCGAUGUCACAAUAUGGCAAUCGCAGGUGGACUUCUUCCAUCAGGCACUCAAGCUCAGCCCAACCGGUGGGAUAGACAGCGUGGUCGCAAACGCCGGAAUAAAUGGGUACCACGGCACGCCAUUCUGGGAUCCUCAGGGUCUCGACGCAGACAGUCCCCCUCCACCAGAUAUGAAGUGCCUCGAGGUGAACCUGAUCGGUGUCACAUACACCGUCCAUCUCGCCCUCUUCUUCUUGAAGCGGAACCCAAACUCUGAUGUAGCAGACCACAAAGCACAGCCCUCAGCAAACAGGCCUGACCGGCAUCUGCUCCUCAUCGGGUCUAUCGCUUCCUUGGUUACUAUCCCAGGGUUAACGCAGUAUAAUGCCUCAAAACACGGCGUCCUCGGUUUGUUCAAGUCGUUGAGAACAACUGCCUUCAUGGGCGGCCUCCGUGUCAAUAUCGUCCUCCCUUACUUCGUCAGCACGCCUCUUCUCCAGGCCGGCGCCCGCGUCCUACUCGCUGGCAACCCCAUAGCUACGCCUGAGGAUGUGAUAGACGCCGGCACGCGCUUCAUGGCAGAUACGAGGAUUUCCGGGCGCGCCUUGAUGAUCGGGCCGAAGGUUAAGGUCAGAGCCGAUAAUGAAUGGGAAGUCGUGCCGCAAGAGGACAAGGAGGGAAUGGAAGUGGCAGUACGUGAGGUAUUCGUGGACGACUUUGAGGUCGUGGAGGCGUUCUGUGCGAGGUUGAUCAAGCUGCUGAAUGUGCUCGAGGCGGCUCGUGGGUGGAGCGGGUGGCUCUCUGAUAUGUUUGCUGCGAUAACAUAUCGUGUCCUUGUUAUAUUUGGUGUGAGGAGGAAAUGA